This is a messenger RNA of Paramormyrops kingsleyae, 2166 nucleotides long. RefSeq names its product urea transporter 2-like. The record is from RefSeq and is a predicted model, not a curated record. Gene Ontology annotation, biological process: urea transmembrane transport. Lineage: Eukaryota; Metazoa; Chordata; Actinopteri; Osteoglossiformes; Mormyridae. Gene Ontology annotation, cellular component: membrane. Gene Ontology annotation, molecular function: urea transmembrane transporter activity.
CUGCCUAGGGUAUCGGCUAGCACUUGCUAGUACGAAAGCAAGUGCGAAAUGAAUCUAAAUACUUAUUGAGAGUUCUGGAUAGUAUUAAUCGUCACAAACUGUACUUUUGGGCCUGGUGUAAAACACCCACAGUGAGUUUUACUACAUAUCAUUAUCGGAAACGGACACCUCAAGUUCGGUGGAAUCUUCUGGAGUUAACGGGCUUCUUCAGAACUGCUCCAGGUUAAUUCGUGGGUGUCGUCGGCAGGCCAGUUACCUCAGCCGAACUAGAAGAAGCAGCCAGUAAGAAUGAAUGAGCAGCUGGAGAACCUCAGCCUGCUGCAGAGAAUAAGGGCUCACCUUUCCAGAUGGGCAUCGUACAUAACUGGAGACAUGGAGGCUUUUGGAGGAUGGAUGAAAAGGCAGUUUAUCCUUUUUCAGAUUCUGGAUUGGGUUCUUCGUGGGGCCAGUCAGGUUAUGUUCAUUAAUAACCCUCUCAGUGGGCUCAUUAUCUUCGGGGGGUUGGUUCUGCAGAAUACAUGGUGGGCAUUCAAUGGUUUCUUCGGCAAUCUGUUUGCCACUCUGUCUGCCAUCAUUCUCAGACAAAGCAGGGAGGCUAUAUCUUCUGGUUUGCAUGGUUAUAAUGGGAUCCUGGUCGGUCUUUUAAUAGCAGUCUUUUCAGAAAAAGGAGAUUGGUACUGGUUUCUGUUAUUUCCAAAUAUCUUCAUGUCAAUGGCAUGCCCAGUUCUUUCCAGUGCCUUGGGUUCAGUUAACAGCAGAUGGGACCUCCCAGUUUUUACAUUGCCAUUCAACAUCUUGGUCUGUAUCCACAAAGUGGCAGUUGGUCCCUAUAAUAAUUAUUUCCCCCAGGUUCUAAUUGAACCCAGAUUCUCUCUCCACAACACCAACUUGUCCAAUGUGGAUGUAGCUCUGCUUUUCCGUGCAGUUCCUGUUGGUAUUGGACAAGUGUAUGGAUGUGACAGUCCAUGGACAGGAGGGAUUAUCACCUUUGCAUUGUUUAUUUCGUCUCCAAUCAUAUGUUUGCAUGCAGUUAUUGGUUCAGCCAUUGGCAUGGUGUCAGGCCUUGCUCUUGCUGCACCUUUUGAGGACAUAUACUCUGGUCUCUGGGGCUACAACAGUGCUCUGGCCUGCAUUGCUGUUGGAGGCGUGUUCUACGUGCUGACCUGGCACAGCCACCUCCUGGCCAUUGCAUGUGCAUUUUUUUGUGCAUACCUGGGAUUGGCCAUUGCAAAUGUCAUGUCUACAUUUGGGUUGCCUGCCUACACCUGGCCUUUCUGUCUCUCGGCCCUCACCUUCCUGUUGGUUACUAUAGAAACCCAAACCAUACACAGACUACCCCUUUCAAAAGUAUCAUACCCAGAGAAGAACCUCAGGUAUUUCAGGGAAAUGAGAAAAGCUAUGAAUAAUGUAGAGCUACAGCAGAAGUUGCACAAGGGGAGAGAAAAUGCAAUACUGUUGGGUGCAGACCAAGCACUAGAGGAAAAUCCAUGUAUGGAUCACAGUGCAGCCAGAACUUGUGGAGAUGAACCUGCUACUGGAUAACAUAAGGACCGAAGGUAUCAGCCAGAAACAGGAGGGAACUGAAGAUCAGUUUGCAAAUGUGAACAUGCCACAUGACCUGACCUAGGAGAAUGAAGCUGAUGAAGCUGUAUAAAGAAUGAUCCAAUGAGUUCAUAUCAAUCAGAGGAUUGAUUGUACUGUAUGAAUGCUGUGCUACAAGCCGUCCUAUUGACAUUCACAUAUGCGAAUGACUGUGCUUAUGAUUUGCAUAUCUUAAUUAUUUAUAAUUGUAUAACAUUUUAUCUGAUUAAAAAUUUUGAUGAUUACAAUAUAUUGAAAAUUAAAAUUGCAUAAAUAAUGUGCAAGAUAUAUGCAAAUAUAUGCAAAAUGAACAAUCAUAAAUACAGGAAGUAAUAUACUCUGUAUUCCUAAGUUUUAAGUGCUGGUUUUUAGUGACAAAUGAUCACUGCAGAAGUACCAGUAGGUGUCAGAAUAAGCUUAGAGAGCCGAUUAUUGACCUGAAGUAUUUGUAAUUCUGAACAAAAAUCUCACUGGCUGGUUUGAUGAUUUAUGUUUCUAUCUUAAGUCAGUGUCAUAUAUGAAAAACAUACCACUUUUUCAAAUAUUUUGAAAGUUAUGAAUAAAUGUAUUUAAAUUGCUUUUCUA